CAGCAUUUCUUGUCGACGUGGGAAGGGAGGGAUUCGGACACAAACAAAUGUCCACAGGUUUGAUGUCGGGCCACGACAGAGGUAACCGUGACAUGUCAGGUGGAUUUAGGAGAUAACUCCUUGACGUUUGAAAACAUGUGGCUCAAACCUGAAGAGAUUCUGCUGAAAAACGCCUUCAAAUUGUGGGUCACCGAGAAGGAUAAUGAGUACUUCGUACUGCAAAGGAGACGAGGCUACGGAGAAGGUGGAGGCGGUUUGACAGGCCUCCUUGUGGGAACUCUGGACACUGUGCUGGACUCCACAUCCAAAGUCGCUCCUUUCCGCAUUCUGCACCACACGCCGGACUCGCAGGUGUAUUGGUCAAUAGCAUGCGGUGUCACCAAAGAGGAGAUUGUUCAGCACUGGGAUUGGCUGCAGCAGAACAUCAUGAGGACACUCUCUGUUUUUGACUCCAGUGAAGACAUCACCAGCUUUGUACAGGGCAAGAUAAGAGGUCUAAUCGCUGAGGAAGGGAAGACAUCCCUGGUGAUGGAGGACGAUCCCGAGAAGUUCAGAGAAGCACUUUUGAGGUUUGAGAAGUGGUUUGAGCUGCCGCCGGACGAAAAGCUGGUCACAUAUUACUCAUGCAGCUACUGGAAAGGCAAAGUGCCCUGCCAGGGCUGGCUCUACCUCAGCACAAACUUCCUCUGCUUCUAUUCAUACCUGCUGGGAGCUGAGGUGAAGCUAAUCAUCUCCUGGGAUGAGAUCUGGAAGCUAGAGAAAACAUCUAAUGUGAUUCUGACUGAGAGCAUCCAUGUCUUGGCUAAUGGGGAGGAUCACUACUUCUCUAUGCUGCUGCACCUUAAUGAAACCUUCAUUAUCAUGGAGCAGCUGGCUGACUACUCCAUCAAGCGCCUUUUUGAUAAAGAGGCCUUCGAAAGAGAGCCAGCUCUCACCGACCCCCUGCAAAUUACCAAGAGAGGCCUCGAAGCUCAUGCAAAGAGCGAACAGUUCCGGACAUUUUUCAGGCUUCCUAAAGAGGAAAACCUGUUAGAGGUGCAUGAGAGCUUCCUGUGGGUACCCUUCAGCCAUUUUAACACGCUUGGCAAGAUCUGUUUGUCUGAGAAUUACCUGUGUUUUGCCAGUCAGGACGGAAGCCAAUGCCAUAUCAUCAUUCCAAUGCGAGAGGUUGUGAAUGUUGAGAAGCCCGAUUCCAACAGCAGAGCUUUAACGGUGUGUGUGCGUGGCAAGAGGGCGCUGCGUUUCUCUGAGGUUCGUGACUACCAGCGGCUUGCAAACACAAUCCGUAGCAGGUGUGGGAUUAGUGCCAGCCCUCAGCACUCUGCUUCAUCAGAGGCUAUACGAGGCGAAUGCCAGUCACUCAUCAACCACUUUGAGGACAAUCCAGACGACGUAACUCUUAUGGUCGGGCAGAAAGACAGCAGCAAGGCAGUAAGCACUGAGGCUCUCAUGACUGUUUUCCACCCUCAGGAUGUUGAGAACCUUGACCCCAAAAUGCUUAAAGAAAAGAUGAAGGAGCAGUCUUGGAACAUCCAUUUCUCUGAAUACGGACGUGGCACAAGUAUGUUUUUCACCAGGAAGACACGAGACUUGAUUGUUCGUGGUGUCCCUGAAGCUUUGAGAGGAGAGCUGUGGAUGCUUUUUUCAGGAGCUGUAAACGACAUGGCCACUCACCCCGGCUAUUACACCGAGCUGGUCGAACAGUCUCUGGGCACAAGCACUCUGGCUACAGAUGAGAUCGAAAGAGACUUACACCGCUCUCUGCCAGAGCACCCCGCCUUUCAGAGUGACACAGGAAUCUCUGCUCUGCGCAGAGUCCUUACCGCUUAUGCCUGCAGGAACCCUAAAAUUGGCUACUGCCAGGCCAUGAACAUUCUCACUUCAGUCCUCCUGCUCUACGCGAAAGAAGAGGAGGCUUUCUGGCUGUUAGUGGCUGUCUGUGAGAGGAUGUUGCCGGAUUACUUUAACCGCCGAAUCAUUGGUGCUUUGGUUGACCAGGCGGUGUUCGAAGAUCUGAUUCGAGAAAACCUCCCGCAGCUGGUAGAGCACAUGACAGACCUGAGUUUCUUCUCAUCCGUGUCACUGUCCUGGUUUCUCACUCUCUUCAUCAGCGUUCUGCCUAUAGAGAGUGCGGUGAACGUGGUGGACUGCUUUUUCUACGACGGCAUAAAAGCCAUUCUGCAGCUCGGCCUAGCGGUGCUUGACUACAACAUGGAAGCUCUGAUCAGCUGCCAUGACGAUGCGGAGGCUGUCACCAUCCUCAACAAAUUCUUUGACAGUGUGACAAACAAAGACAGUCCGUUGCCUCCGACAGUGCAGCAAGCAUCAGUGGGCAAUAAUGAUAAAUCAUCCCACUUCAACGUGGAUAUCAGUGAACUGAUCCGAGAGGCCUAUGAGAAAUAUGGAAAUAUUCGCUCAGAGGAAGUCGAGAGUUCACGGAAAAGAAACAAACUGUUUGUUAUCCAGACGCUGGAGGAUACAACCAAGCAAAAUGUUAUUCGUGUGGUGUCCCAAGAAGUCAGAUUUAGUGCCUCACAGCUUGAUGAACUUUAUAAUUUGUUCAAAAGGCAGCAUUUCCUCAGCUGCUACUGGACAAUGAAGAGUCCAGUUCUGCUCCAUCAUGACCCCAGUCUGGCCUAUUUGGAGCAGUACCAGUUGGGUUUCCAACAGUUCAGUGUGCUCUUCUCCCUGCUGGACCCCUGGGCUUUUUGCACCAACAAGAGCACCCUCUCCCUCUGGGUCUUCCGCCUGAUAGACGAGAACCAGGAUGGCCUUGUCAACUUCAAAGAGUUCUGCUGUGCCCUUGAUACUUUGUACGGUGGAUCUUUCACAAAUAAGCUGAAAUUCCUCUUCAAGCUGCACCUGCCACCAGCUUUCACAGGUAGUCCUUUGCACGUAAAGGAACAAAGAAUCCAGCACUUAAUUCCAGUGACUGAAGACUCUUCUCACUUGAGUAGACUCACUGCAUUUGAUCUUCCAGCAGAUGGUGUGAUAAGGAAAAGCCCUGAAAGAGGUAGAGGAAAAGUGGACCUGCAGGCCUACUUGAAACAAUGGCAAAAUGAAAUACUUAAGAAAGAGGAAACCAUCAAGGACCUUCCCAGAAUUAAUCAGACUCAGUUCAUCCAGUUCUCCAAGACCCUGUACAACAUUUUUCAUGGCGACCCAGAGGAGGAGUCUCUGUACCGUGCCGUGGCGCAUGUGACCAGCCUUCUCCUGAGGAUGGAGGAGGUGGGGCGGAGGCUGCAGGAGCCGAGCAGCCCACCUGCAUCCACACAGCCUGCCAACUCUGCUGCUGCUGCUGCUGCAGGGGACGAGUCCUCCACCGAAGAAGCGUCUACCACCCCUGAGAGCUGCGACACCUCCAGCUCCCACAACAGUCAGGAUGCAGGGCCUGACCUCUCGGAGACAGAGUGGUCGUUUUCGUUUGAGCAGGUCCUGGCAUCUCUGCUCAACGAGCCGGCCAUAGUCAACUUCUUCGAAAGGCCUGUUGACAUUGAGACUAAAAUGGGGCAAGCCAAGGUUGCCCAGCUGAAGCUAAAGGCUAAUAAGUGAACGGAUGCAUAAGUGAAUUACUUUGCCUCUGAUUUGAACCCAGAAGUCACCAUGAAUUUGUUUUCUCCACUCGUAUAGGGCAGUGGGUUUUGGUGAGGCAGAGAGUAAGAUUGCUGUUGAAGUUGCAUCAUGAAUGCAGAGGAAACAUCAGAUUUUUGAAAUCAGGUGCAACGUGUGUAUGUGGCUUAAUUGUUCAGAUGGAUAGCAACAAUGGCUGAUGAAACAAACGAGUCGUUGUAAACACUGUCGUAACCGUCCUCUGACCAACACCUUCAGUGCAUUCUCAUGUUAAGCCUCAUUGCAGACUUUGUCAUUCCUCGAAUCUGAUUAUGCAUUUUCAACCUCACUGAUGAAUUAAUUCUCUCAUGUAGCCUCAGAAUCUUCAGAUUUUAAGUUAAGUUUACAAUAUAUAUUUUCCCCUGUAUGCCAUAAAGCACAUAAAGUAUAGUUUUGUAUUGUAUAAGGGACAUUCAGUUCUGUCCCCUUUAUUCAGAAACAUGUCUGAAGAGUUUGUCCUUAACUCUCUGUCUCUGCUGACGCGCACCUCCACAACGAAUGACUUGACAAGGGGACAGAGAGUUCACAGGAAGACUCUUCCUUUGGAUAUCUUGACAUAUUUUCUCUUGCAGAUUGGUCGUCACUGCUGUAAAGUGAAACGUACUGUAAAUGCGAACCUGUCCUGUGACUUCAGUGUCUCCUGGUGGGCGUUAUCCUGUAAACCUAUUUUGAGAAACACCAGCUUUUCAGUUGUUACAGUAGGACAGGAAGUAAGGACAAGCUGUAGUUUUGUCCAUGGAAGCCAUAAAUUGAUUGCAGAUAUAAUCUGAGUGAGGAUGUCAGAUAUUAUUUAUUGAGAGCAUAAAAUAUUCGAUUACGGUGUUACACAUUUGCAAUAACAUACAAGAGAGAAUGACAUACUGCCACAGCACACUCAUCUGUCUCCAGCAGCAGCACACCUGGUGAUGAUAUUAUAGCAUGAUGUCAAAUAUGUUGAAUACAGGAAACAUAGGAUCUGUAAAGGUAAAAGUGUAAAAUUCCACAGUGCUGCUGCAGGGAAAUCACCUGCGUCCUCCUCCGAGUAAACUAGAAGCUGUGUAUUAGUCGAGCUUUUAACACUGACCUGAAAUUAUGUAGAAAACAUGCUGUGUGUGAUCUUCACAGUGCGAUUGGUUGAUGUACUGUUUGCUCAUGUUCGUCUUACUGUAUAUGUAGGAUUUCACGCUCUAGUCUAAGUGCAGCACUUUGUACAUAGAGGUCAGUUCAAUAGUCGUUUAUUGAUUAUUGUAUUUAAGAGGCUUGUAUUGAAAAUGUAAAAUAUGAGCUUGUGGACUGUUGUGGACACAACUUCAACCUUUUGAAGGACAUUUAGUUUUAUCAAAUCUCAGGGUGCAAUUUGUGUAAAAUAAAAGGGAGUUAAAGGGAUAUUUUUUCGACCUGGGACAUAUAAAGUAUAUGACUGAGUUUGACAUUUUUGUCUGUAACAUUAAAAUAUAGAGCAUGUGUAGCAUAGUUACAGGAUUUGCCACAUUCUGCUUGCCUUCAGCGAACAGCAAUUAUUACUGCUCGCUACAGAAAGCCAGAUUUAACUUGCAGUAUUUCAGUUAUUGCUUUCUUUUUAUCUGUGCAUUUUCUGCUUUGCCGCUUUGUUCUCGCUUCUAUCAGUCAGUAAUUUGUGAGUGUUUGAGAUUCACAAGCUGUAGAUAUGCCUGUAUCCCGGCCAGAUCUCAGAGGCGUUGGAUUCCUAAAGGUCACGACCACUUCAGCCUCAGCUUGUUAUCUCCAGGGGCCAAAUUCACAGAUUUAUAAAGCUUUAUCUCUGCUUGUGUGGGGGAAAUUUGUUUUAGAAGCUUCUUAAGUGCAAGUGCAAUUCUUUGUUUCUUAUACCUCU
Thunnus maccoyii (southern bluefin tuna) is the source of this 5440-nucleotide messenger RNA. RefSeq names its product TBC1 domain family member 8B (gene tbc1d8b). Bases 136 to 3552 code for a protein of 1138 amino acids. NCBI's taxonomy places the organism in Eukaryota, Metazoa, Chordata, Actinopteri, Scombriformes, Scombridae. The record is from RefSeq and is a predicted model, not a curated record. The transcript has 21 exons. Gene Ontology annotation, molecular function: calcium ion binding.